Messenger RNA from Anguilla anguilla (European eel), 4839 nucleotides. RefSeq names its product Rho GTPase activating protein 11A (gene arhgap11a). The coding region runs from base 498 to 3506 and encodes 1002 amino acids. Gene Ontology annotation, biological process: signal transduction. The transcript has 12 exons. The record is from RefSeq and is a predicted model, not a curated record. Lineage: Eukaryota; Metazoa; Chordata; Actinopteri; Anguilliformes; Anguillidae.
GUCUGAAACUUGGGUCCUGAUAUUUGAACAUGUUGUAGCCAAUCAGCGUACGGAUGCAGAAAGCGCCUGCCGUUUGAAUGGUUUGCGGAACAACGCAAUACGGGUCAGAUGUUAAUGAAACGGGUAGUGUUUAUGUAAGUGUAGUUAAUUGAUAAUUCAGGAAUUUAGAGAAGAAUGUAGCUAUUUCUUACAUCUAGACCGAUAAGUAGUUGUUCAAGUCAGCGUAACGUAACCGAAAGUCGUAGACAAAUGAAGUGAAGAAUUGAAAUUAGACUUGGAACGUGAAAGAAGGUCCUUGUAUAUGCCAGACGGGGUGGAUAGCUAGUUAACAUUAGCUAGAAAGCUAGGAUGUUGACUGGUCAAGCAAAGUUUAUCGAAUCUAAUAAAACUACACGGAAGGUUUGAGAAAGGAAGGGGGUCGCUCAGUGGUUGUUUUCGGAACGUUACUGAAUUGUUUUGGAAAAGUUGGCACGCUUAAAUACUUAACAAGAAAGAAAAUGAAGAUUUCGGAUAGAAAUGUGAUGCGCUUGGCCGUCGUACAACACAUCCGCACAACGUACGGAAUAAAGAUGAAAAACUGGAACAAAAGCAAAGCAAGCAACAAGUUGACAGCAAGCCACUCGAGCAAAGUAUUUGGAGUGCCUCUGGAUACUUUGCGGCAGUGCAAUGUGGCUGAAUAUGGGAGCAUACCCUGCUUUCUGGUGGAUACUUGUACAUGUCUAAUGGAGCAUGUUGACACAGAGGGCUUGUUUAGGAAGUCUGGCUCGGUUGUUCGUCUGAAAGCCCUCAAAGCAAAGCUGGACCAGGGUGAGGAGUGCAUCCCUACAGCGCUCCCCUGUGACGUGGCUGGCCUCCUGAAGCAGUUCUUUCGUGAGCUGCCCGACCCCGUCAUCCCCCCCGAGCUGCACGAGGCUCUGCUGAAAGCACAGCAGCUGCCCACUGCUGAGGAGAGGACCUCGGCCACCCUGCUGCUGUCCUGCAUGCUGCCCGACAGAAACCUGCAUGCCCUGCGCUAUUUCUUCAUUUUUCUCAACAACGUUUCGCUGAGAUGUGCGGACAACAAGAUGGACAGCAGUAACCUUUCGGUGAUUUUCGCCCCAAACCUCCUCCAUUCCAGCGACGGGACGGAGAAGAUGAGCAGCAGCACCGAGAGGCGCUUGAAGCUACAAGCCGCCGUGCUGCACUGCUUCAUUGAGAAUGCUCAGGCCUUUGGUGUGGUUCCUCAGUUCAUCGCCGAGAAGGUCCCUGCCAUGCUGGGCUGCGAGCCUGGGCUGGGCUCCCCUUUCCUGGAUGCCACCGAGGAUGGGGAUGUGGACUCUGGGGUGAAGAAGAGGAGGAGGCGCAGUCUUGGAGAUAUGGUAAAUGGAGCUCUCAAUAAGUUAAAAAGUAGUAGAACUCCCACAAAUACACCCCAAACUGACACGUCAGGCUUUUCAUCAGCUACUCCUGUGAUUAGGACUCCAAACACUAAACGGAAGCUCGGUCCAGAAUCUGCCUAUAGCAUGGGGUUCUCAAACAAGAAACGGAGAUCCAUCAAGAAGAACCUCGGUCUGGAAUUGCUUCCAAACGUUUUGUUUGGUACCGGCUCCACCCCUGGCUCAGUACACCUUGAAUCCAGCCCAUCUGUGUCCCUGGACUCCUCCCAGAAUGCAUUGUCUUCAGUGGGCGUGGCCAGUAGGCACUCUGCCAGCUCUUCCAGGAGAAAGAGCAGACGAAUCAGCAAUAAGCAUGUCAACAGAGUUGAAUCUGGAAAGGCUGGCUGCUUCUCCCCCAAGGUCACCAAGAAAGAGGCAGUGCGCAAGUCCCUGCGGCUGCGCUUCAGUCUGGGAAAGAGCAGCAGAGAGCCUAGUGUCAUUUCACAUUCACUUCCGGCGCCAAAAGGAUCAGAGACCAUUGGCUGGCGACUUGCCACUCAAGAAAGCGCCACCAGUUUUCGGUUCACCACAGAGACCGCAUUUAGUCCUGCAGUUUUGCGAAUCAAGAACACCUCAAAAAGUUCCAAGUUUAUGAGCAAGUCUGAGGACAACUUGCUCACCCCCCAGUGCGAUACCACCGGACACAGGACGUCCUGGAAUGGAGCCAGCCCGGUUGGGCCCCAGAAAUUCAGUACAGACUCCUACACAGACACGCCCAUCGGUGCGUGCCUCAAGAACAACUACUUCUCGGAGCCCGUCCUGGUGCCAGGCAAGCCCCCGGUCAUCGGUGGCAUCCCCAAACGCCUCUGCUGCGUCACCAGUGCCGAGAGCCUGGAGGGCGACGGCUCCUUCACCGAGAGCGACCGCGUGACCGGCCCCACCCUCCUCAAGAUCAAGAGGGCCUUCACAGAGUCCGGCAGUGAUCUGCGCUCUCUCGUUCAGGAACACGGCGCCCCUUCUGGAGCGGCGGGGCAACCGAAGCCAAACGACACGACCUGCGGUUCCGUACACCCAGAGUCGUCUGCAAGAAGGGACACUGUGUUGGAGGGCAAACCGAAUGUGUACACGCCAAACCUAAAGAAGACUGUAGUGGAUGACCAGGACGUCACCUUUGGUCAAAUAGAAAUAGUGCCUUUGUCUCCUUUGCACAUAGACAGUGCCCUUUUUGAGACGGAUCCAUUGUAUUGUCCACUGGAGAAAGAGGGCAGCAGGCUGUUCCAGUCUACUGCUGGCAAUGAUGACGGUGUUAAAGAUGGAGAGACUGAGCAUGUAAAUAGCAGCAGGCUCAUUGAAGCCCUUGAUAUCAGCCCUCUGCACUUCAAACUUGGUCCCUCAUCGGAAGCACAGUCGACGCCUUACAGAAACGCAGUGCCUGUUCAGGAGCCGGACACUCCACUGCCUACUGCUAGUGAAGUCCCAGCAGCCACACAGCCCCAGUCCGUGAAAGAGCCUGACCCCAGAGCGCUCGCGCGAAAUCCAGAAAACUCCUCAGACACCGCAGAGAUGCUCAGACUGAGGGUGGCUGAUCACGUCCAACGGUUCAAUAAGCUCACCUUGAACUCCCCAAAGGCGAGAGGCUGCCGGUCCCCGCUCAAGUUCCAGCGAACCCCUGUGCGCCAGUCCGUCAGAAGGAUCAACUCCCUCCUGGGGGACCCGAGACCCUCGCGGCCCGACAGUUGCACAGCCGCUGUGGGGUCCCCCAUCGUGAAGUCGGUUAGUUGUGAUAGCGGCCUGUCUAAGGGUGCAGAGCUAACGCUGCACCAGGCUGAAAGCCAGGUUUACGUUUCCUGUGCCCCUUCUAACAAGCGGUACAGCUCACGGGUGCCCCCUCCUGUCCCACCCAAGAAGUGCACUAGCAUCAGACGACAAAGCCUGCAUACCGCACUUGGUGAUGUGACCAACAAGAUGCAGCAGAAGGCCAAAGGUGACCUGCCCCUGCCAAAUAAGAGCAGUACAACAACAGCGCAAAACCCAGGGAUGUCUGCUGUCCGUGAAAUCGCUGAGAAAGAAAAGUGCCGCUAUAAGGGCUCGCCAAAGAACCCCCUACCUGAAGGCAGGCUACGUUCAGCCACCAAGCCCAUCGAUCUAUGAAUCUCACGCUUGACCUCAUGCUACGUGCAAUGGUAUGGUCCAGCUGAGAUGGACUAAAUUGCUUCAGACCAUUCCAUUUUUUUAUUAGACUUUCCUGAGUACCUUAUAAUUUGUUUACUCAGUUUCCAAAUGCUGUUCUGUGUAAUGUGACUGAUUGCAUAAUGUCUGUUUAACUGCUGAUGCGUCGACCUUAUUUUAUGUUGCAGCCAAAAUGUUUUAAAGCGGGUUUGCAUUUAUACAUUGUUCGGUACUAUUGGUGCAUGAGGGGUUGACUGAGACUGAGAAUUAUUUUAGCCUAUAGUGCUCAUUGUGCAGUUUGUGGUUAUGAGUGAGCAUGGAUGGUUGGAUUUCGAGUCUGUAGUAAUUUAUACCUAAUUUCUUGUGGGUUAUUUUCAGAAGUAAUGUGUGGGGAAAACUGGUGUUGGUUGAAGUUCGGCUUUUUCCUUUAAAUUCUAUUUUGUGCAUUUCUAUUAGAUGUUGGUUGGUAAAAUAUGCCUUGUAUUUAUAGAAACAUUUUAGCUUUGGACAUAUUUAAGAAUGAGGUUUAAUUAGCAGUAUUACUUUUAUUUGAUUUUUUAAAAUGUGUGAUACAGUCUGUCCAUUUCAAAACAAAAUGGAAAAUGUAAAAAAAAAAAAAUAUAUUUUUGCCUUGAAAUAAUGUACAGAUUAAGUUUAAGAGUUCACUGGGUUUAGUGUGCUUUUUUGAUUGGUCCAGGCCGCUUUUGUGUACAGUGACGGAUACUUUACAUACUUCAAGGCGUUUCUGACCACCUACAGUAUUAGCUUAUGGUAUCAGGGCUUUCAGGAGGUGACUCCAAAGCACUGAUGUUAUGCCUUCUGACCUUUUGCCAGACUUUUCUGCAAAAAGCUAUGUUUAUACUUAUUUUUAUUUGACAUGACCAUGCAACCUGCACUGCGUGAAAAUAUGGUGUGGCUUUCAACAUCAGCAUUUCUUCAUGGAUCUUGGGAUGUAGAGCUUGUGCAGAGUUUGAGAACUGAUGAGAAUCUGCUCAUAUGUUAAGCCUGUGGAAGCAUAACAUCACUAUAGGCUGGUUUGGGGUUACUUGGCGUGCAUUUUCUUGCUUUAGACCACAAACCCCUGAAUGCCCUGGUAUCUGGCAGGUUGUCAAACUUCUCUAAAUGUUAAGUAUCCAAUUUAUCCUUUGUUGCACUCAAACUGUCUAGGGUAGUCAAAAACAUACACUAAUGCUGAAAUCUAUCAACAAAUUAUGAUAUUUUCUAUCACAAUUUACGAUAGUGAAUACCCAUUGUAAACUACUCCUUUAAGUACAAAUCCAACCUGUAAUAAACUAUGCACAAACGUUGGUAAUUA